CGUUUGCGGCUCUGUGUGUGCUCUGUGUGUUUGUCUGGCUCGGAGGGCUGGGCCCUUCUUGUUCACAGGUGAGUCACGCCCUGAAACACAGGCUCUCUUCCUGUCAGGACUGAGUCAGGUAGAAGAGUCGAUAAAACCACCUGAUUACGGAAAAGGACUGCACAGCAGGGCGCAGAGGAGAACUCCCCGCAGCCGCCAGAGCGCCGGCAGGACCCUGCACAGGCGGCCGGCCAUGCCCGUGCUCUGGCUGAGCUGCCUCUGCCUCUCGUUCCUCCUUCCUGCAGCCGGGGCCACCUCCAGGAGGGAAGUCUGUGAUUGCAAUGGGAAGUCCAACCAGUGCAUCUUUGAGGAGGAGCUUCACUGGAGGACAGGCAAUGGGCUCCGAUGCCUCAACUGCAAGGACAACACUGAUGGUCUGCACUGUGAGAGGUGCAGGGAGGGCUUUUACUGGCACCAAGACAGAGAUCACUGCCUGCCCUGCAACUGUCACUCCAAAGGUUCUCUCAGUCCUCAGUGUGACAACUCUGGACGGUGCAGCUGUAAGCCAGGUGUGACAGGAGACAAGUGUGACCAGUGUCUGCCAGGCUUCCACAUGCUCACUGAUGCUGGAUGCACCCAAGACCAAAGACGACUAGCCUUCAAGUGUGACUGUGACCCAGCUGGCCUUGCUGGGCCCUGUGACUCCGGCCACUGUGUGUGCAAACCAGCUGUCACUGGAGAGCGCUGUGACAGGUGUCGACCUGGUUACUAUCAUCUGGAUGCAGGAAAUCCUGAGGGUUGCACCCAGUGUUUUUGCUAUGGACAUUCAGCCAGCUGCCGCAGCUCUACGGACUACAGUGUCCAUAAGAUCACCUCUACCUUCCAGCGAGAUGUUGAUGGCUGGAAGGCUGUGCAAAGAAAUGGGUCCUCUGCAAAGCUCCAUUGGUCACAGCGUUACAGGAACGUGUAUACCUCAGCCCGAAGAGACCCUGUCUUUUUUGUAGCUCCUGCCAGAUUCCUUGGGAAUCAGCAGGUGAGCUAUGGGCAAAGCCUGUCUUUUGACUAUCGUGUGGACAGGGGAGGCAGACACUCAUCUGCUCACGAUGUAAUCCUGGAAGGUGCUGGUCUACAGAUCACAGCCCCAUUGAUUCCACGUGGGAAGAUACUGCCCUGUGGAAUCACCAAGACUUACACAUUCAGAUUAAAUGAACAUCCAAGCAGUACCUGGAGCCCCCAGCUGAGUUAUUUUGAGUAUCGAAGGUUACUUCGGAACCUCACAGCCCUUCGGAUUCGAGCUACGUACGGAGAGUACAGUACUGGAUAUAUUGACAAUGUGACCCUGAUUUCGGCCCGUCCUGUCUCUGGAGCCCCAGCACCCUGGGUUGAACAUUGUAUAUGUCCUGUUGGGUACAAGGGGCAGUUUUGCCAGGAUUGUGCUUCUGGCUACAAAAGAGAUUCAGCAAGACUGGGGCCUUUUGGCACUUGUAUUCCAUGUAACUGCCAAGGGGGAGGGGCCUGUGAUCCAGACACAGGAGAUUGUUAUUCAGGGGAUGAAAACCCUGAAAUUGAGUGUGCCGACUGUCCCAUUGGUUUCUACAAUGAUCCACACGACCCCCGCAGCUGCAAGCCAUGCCCCUGUCACAAUGGGUUCAGCUGCUCAGUGAUGCCAGAGACAGAGGAGGUGGUAUGCAACAACUGCCCCACUGGGGUCACUGGUGCACGCUGUGAGCUCUGUGCUGAUGGCUACUUUGGGGACCCCUUUGGGGAACGUGGCCCAGUGAGGCCUUGUCAGCCCUGUCAAUGCAACAACAAUGUGGACCCCAGUGCCUCCGGGAACUGUGAUGGGCUGACAGGCAGGUGUUUGAAGUGUAUCCACAACACAGCGGGUUUCAAUUGUGACCAGUGCAAAGCAGGCUACUUUGGAGACCCAUUGGCUCCCAGUCGAGCCAACAAGUGUCAAGCUUGCAACUGCAACCCUGUGGGUUCACAGUCUGGAGAGUGUCGAAGUGAUGGCAGCUGUGUUUGCAAGCCAGGAUUUGGUGGCCUCAACUGUGAGCACGGAGCAUUAUCCAACUGUCCAGCUUGCUAUGGUCAAGUGAACACUCAGAUGGCUCAGUUUAUGGAGCAGCUUCAGGGCCUAGAGGCCCUGAUUUCUAAAGCACAGGGUGGUGGCGGCCUAAUACCCAAUUCAGAGCUGGAAGGCAGGCUGCAGCAGGCUGAACAGGCCCUUCAGGACAUUCUGAGAGAAGCCCAGAUUUCAGAAGAUGCUAGUAGAUCCCUCAGUCUCCAGUUGGCCAAGGCAAGGAGCCAAGAGAACAGCUACCAGAACCGCCUUGGUGACCUCAAGAAGACUGUGGAAAGGGUUCAGGCCCUGGGGAGUCAGUAUCAGAACCGAGUUCAGGAUACUCGCAGGCUUAUCACACAGAUGCGCCUGAGCCUGGCAGAAAAUGAAGCUGCCCUGAGAAACUCGGACAUUCCUCCCUCUGACCAGUAUGUGGGACCAAAUGGCUUUAAAAGUCUGGCUCAGGAGGCCAUGAGGCUGGCAGACAGCCAUGUUGAGUCAGCCAGUAACAUGGAGCAACUGGUAAAGAAAACUGAGGAUUAUUCCAAACAAGCAUUAUUACUGGCCGGCAAGGCUCUGAGUGAAGCUGUUGGUAGCGAAAUCACUGACAACCAUGCAAUACAAGGACUUAUGGGAAAAUUGGAGAAAACCAAGUCCCUGGCCCAGCAGUUGACAAGGGAAGCCACUCAGACUGACACAGAAGCAGAUAAGUCUUAUCAGCAUAGUCUCCGCCUUCUGGAUUCAGUAUCUCAGCUCCAGGGAGUCAAUGAUCAGACGUUUCAGGUAGAAGCAAAGAGGAUUCAAAAGAAAGCUGAUUCUCUUUCAAGCCUGGUGACCAGGCAUACAGAUGAGUUCAAGCUCGUGCGAAGCAAUCUGGGAAACUGGGGAAAAGAAACCCAGCAGCUCUUACAGGAUGGAAAGAAAGAGAGACAGAAAUCAGAUCAGCUGCUUUCCCGUGCCAGCCUUGCUAAAAGCAGAGCCCAAGAAGCACUAAGUAUGGGCAAUGCCACUUUUUAUGAAGUUGAGAACAUCCUGAAGAACCUCAGAGAGUUUGACCUACAGGUAGAAGACAGAAAAGCAGAAGCUGAAGAGGCCAUGAAGAGACUCUCCUACAUCAGUCAGAAGGUUGCAGAUGCCAGUGAUAAGAUGGAGCAAGCCGAAGGGUCUCUGGGGAGUGCUGCUGCCGAUGCCCAGCGGGCAAAGAAUGCAGCAAGGGAGGCUCUGGAGAUCAGUGGCAAAAUAGAACAGGAGAUAGGGAGUCUGAACUUGGAAGCCAAUGUGACAGCAGAUGGGGCCUUGGCCAUGGAAAAGGGACUGGCCACUCUAAAGAGUGAGAUGAGGGAGGUGGAAGGAGAACUGGCCAGGAAGGAGCUGGAGUUUGACACAGACAUGGACACAAUGCAGAUGGUGAUUACAGAAGCCCGGAGAGUUGAUACAAGAGCCAAGAAUGCAGGUGUUACUAUUCAAGACACGCUCAAGUCAUUGGACAGCAUCCUACACCUAACAGACCAGCCUGGCAGUGUGGAUGAAGAGAGACUGGCCUUACUGGAGCAGGAGCUUUUCCAAACUAAGACCCGGAUUAACAGCCAGCUGCGGCCCUUGAUGUCAGAGCUGGAGGAGAGGGCACGUCGACAGAGGGGCCACCUCCACUUCCUGGAGAUGAGCAUAGAUGGGAUUCUGGCUGAUGUGAAGAACCUGGAGAACAUCAGGGACAACCUCCCCCCGGGCUGCUAUAAUACACAGACUCUGGAGCAGCAGUGAAGCUGAACUGAGGUUCUUGGGAUCCAGACUUCAGGGCUAAGGGAGCCAUCGCAUUUGGGUGGGGUGGGAUGGGGACAUUAGAACAUGUUUGAUGGAUGUGUUCAGGUCAGCUGAGCCUGACCCCACCACCGUGGCCCCCGGGAUGUCUUAUUGCACCAGUUUGGUAAUGUUUGCUUCCUGCUUCUGCUGAGCAAUGAGGCAGAUGACCCUGGGCGUGAGACUGAUGGAGGACCUGGGCACCCAGAGCAGACUGGUUGGAAGGAAAAACUGCACAGACAGACAUUUGCCCCAGAACAGUCAGAAACAGAGUUCUGGAACCUGGACAAGUGAUGCUGGGUCAUAGUCAUCUUAUUCUUUGAGUAAUGUGACUAAAGGAAACAUGUUUUACUUCUCCCAGGCAUUAAAAAUUCUUCCUAAUGUCAGAACAGAGUGACGUCCAAUUACAAUGUGGCCAGUAAAAUCUUGUUGCUUCCUGUUGUCCACUGUAGGGUUCUUUAUGACCAGAGUUCCUCCCACUCACUACCCAGUACAUAAGCAUGUGCUCCACUUGCAAGCUAGCAGAAGUGAGCAGGGAUGGACUGAGGGCCGGGAAAUAUGGCCAGGUCCAUUGGGAGUAGUGGUGCCAGCUGGUGAUGGCCACAUUCAUACUUCAGGCCUGGGAGUGACAUCCUUUCUCAUAAUGAUGGCAUGGCAUCCUGGAGACAGUAUUUUUGUUAAAGCAUUUUUUUUUUUUUUUUUACCAUCAAAUCAAAUCAAACACUGGAAAGGUAUUUACUUUUGGGUUUCAAAGUGAUAGGGAAAAAUGUCACUUGGGCAUUGAAAAAGGUGAAAUUAUCAAAAAGAUUCGUUAGUCCUAAUUCAAUCCCACUUUUAAAACAUUGAAAAUUAUAUCUUAUCCUCUCUUCCUGUAGCAGAAAAUGUCCUUAGUCACACUUGAGCUAGGUAGAAUCCAUCCUUCCAUCCAUAUUUCCAACAUAUAUUUAUUGAGUCUGUAUUGUGUGCCAGGGCAGGCAGUACAGAAGUGACAUAUUUCCCCUUAUGUAGUUGACUGUUUGGUGAGGAAGACAAACAUUAAAAAUAUAAUAAAUGUAAACUUAACAAGUUUUGUUCACCAUAAGUGAUAUUUAUUCCAAUUACCCCUUGGUUUGCAACCUCUUUUCUCAACAGAACAUGUGUUGCAAGACAUUCCCAUGAGGGCACUUGAGUCAGGAGAAAGCUGAGAUAGCUCUGGAUUUUGCACACUUCUCUGCAUUCCAGCCGUCCCUCUGCCCUUGCCACAAUGGAUUGCAGCAGACUGUUGAGUCAUGGUAACCAGUGGGAAUUGCUGAAGGAACCAGAGGCACUUACUUUCACCUUAGCUCAGAACUUUCUUCUUGCCUCACUUUAUUUCCUUGGCUUUUUAUGGACAUGUUUUUAAAUAAAGAACAAUUGUUAGA
Heterocephalus glaber (naked mole-rat) is the source of this 5238-nucleotide messenger RNA. RefSeq names its product laminin subunit gamma 2 (gene Lamc2). Gene Ontology annotation, biological process: animal organ morphogenesis; axon guidance; tissue development. The record is from RefSeq and is a predicted model, not a curated record. NCBI's taxonomy places the organism in Eukaryota, Metazoa, Chordata, Mammalia, Rodentia, Bathyergidae. Gene Ontology annotation, cellular component: basement membrane.